Messenger RNA from Carlito syrichta (Philippine tarsier), 883 nucleotides. RefSeq names its product migration and invasion-inhibitory protein-like. The annotation marks the transcript as partial. The transcript has 6 exons. NCBI's taxonomy places the organism in Eukaryota, Metazoa, Chordata, Mammalia, Primates, Tarsiidae. The record is from RefSeq and is a predicted model, not a curated record. Gene Ontology annotation, biological process: negative regulation of G2/M transition of mitotic cell cycle; negative regulation of cell migration.
CUCCCCGGUUCUUUGCCCAUUUCAGGGUCUCUGGACAGCAGCUCCCCCAUUACCAGCCAGCCCGAGGCCUUCUUCUCGAAGCUUCAGGAGUUCCGGGAAACCAACAAGGAGGAGUGUGUUUCCAGCUACCCUGAAUCCCAGUUCCUGGGCCUGCAGGAAAACGGUGGCAUGGAGGAAGACCACGAAUGCAUGUACUGCUACCGGGUCAACCGGCGCCUGUUCCUGGUGCCUUUGGAUCCUGGCACCCCCUGCCGCCUGUGCAGGACCCCGCGGGACCAGCGGGGCCCUGGGACCCUGGAGGAGCCGGUGCAGGUCAGGGUGAGCAUCCCCCUGUCCAUCCUGGACCCCCCGCACCAGUACCGCAUCCACCGCCGGAAGAGCUUCGAUGCCUCCGACACGCUCGCUCUGUCCAGGCACUGCCGGCUGGGCUGGGACAUUCUCCCUCCCAAGUCUAAGAAAAGCUCAGCCCCCCAGAGCCUGGACCUGUGGGCCUCUGUCUCCCCCGAGGCCCAGCACUGGAAGCUGUCAGCCGCCAGCCCUUCCCGCUUGGCCUUGCCAGUGCGGGUCCCACCCCCCACCCCGAUUUGGUCAGAACCCCAAGUCCCCCGGCCCCAUGCCCUGCGACAGAAGCCCUGAAGACUGACCCCUUGGAGGAUGAUAGCACUCCUGCGGCCUGCAGCCUCCCCUCAGGCAGGCUGCCUGUGAGAUUGAGGCCCUGCCCAGUCUCAGCUGGAGGUGGCUCAGGCCCCACUGUCCUGCAGAUGGGGAGGAGAGUAGGCCCAGGCUCAUCUCCAACCUGGGGUCCAGAGAGGGGCACUCUGUGGUUGGGAGUGAGGGGAUCCUGUGACAUGUUUGCAAAUAAAGCUCCAUGCUCUGUGCAGCA